Messenger RNA from Globicephala melas (long-finned pilot whale), 2440 nucleotides. It is a transcript of the gene AGTR1, whose product is annotated as angiotensin II receptor type 1. Gene Ontology annotation, biological process: positive regulation of cytosolic calcium ion concentration; G protein-coupled receptor signaling pathway; immune response. Gene Ontology annotation, molecular function: angiotensin type II receptor activity; C-C chemokine receptor activity; C-C chemokine binding. Gene Ontology annotation, cellular component: external side of plasma membrane; membrane. Lineage: Eukaryota; Metazoa; Chordata; Mammalia; Artiodactyla; Delphinidae. The record is from RefSeq and is a predicted model, not a curated record.
CGCUAUAAAUUUGUAGCUGCCUUCGUAGUGAAUGAUUCCAGCGCCUGUCAGCCAAGGGCCCCAGGCAGUGGGCGACUGAGCGCCUGGGCGGACGCAAGACUAGCAGCUCUGCCGGCCCGAGGCGGCGAUCCAUGGGGAGGAACCCGAGCGGACCCCGAGAGUGAGGGCGCACCCCGCACCAGCGCCACCAGCUCGGCCGGACGUGGGCGCAGCGUCCCGAGUGGCGAUUUAAUACAUGAUAAAUUGGUCUAAAAUGGCUGAGGUUUUAUCUGAGUAAGUCACUGAAGCCAUCCCAGAAGGUCUGCAUCCAGAAAUGUUCUUCGGCUACAAAAACAACUACUCAUUGCCCUUAUGGAUCAGUAAAGCAGUUGGGCAGAAGAGACAAGUAGCAGAGACUCAAACUAAGUAACUGAAACUCUUUGGUUGACAACUGGGAGAGAUUAUCAUUUGUAACUAGGUGCAUUUGGCAUACUGUCUGAGACCAGCUAACCCAGGAGAUCAAAAUGAUCCUCAACUCUUCCACCGAAUAUGGUAUUAAAAGAAUCCAAGAGGACUGUCCCAAAGCUGGAAGGCACAAUUACAUAUUUGUCAUGAUCCCCACUUUAUAUAGUAUUAUCUUUGUGGUGGGAAUAUUUGGAAACAGCUUGGUGGUGAUUGUCAUUUACUUUUACAUGAAACUGAAGACUGUGGCCAGUGUUUUUCUUUUGAAUUUAGCACUGGCUGACUUAUGCUUUUUACUGACUUUGCCACUAUGGGCUGUCUACACUGCUAUGGAAUACCACUGGCCCUUUGGCAAUUACCUAUGUAAGAUCGCUUCAGCCAGCGUCAGCUUCAACCUCUAUGCCAGUGUGUUUCUACUCACAUGUCUAAGCAUUGAUCGCUACCUGGCUAUCGUGCACCCAAUGAAGUCCCGCCUUCGGCGCACAAUGCUUGUGGCCAAAGUCACCUGCAUCAUUAUUUGGCUGCUGGCUGGCUUGGCCAGUUUGCCAACUAUAAUCCACCGCAAUGUAUUUUUCAUCGAGAAUAUCAAUAUCACGGUUUGUGCUUUCCAUUACGAAUCCCAAAAUUCAACCCUCCCCGUAGGACUGGGCCUAACCAAGAAUAUACUGGGUUUCUUGUUUCCUUUUCUGAUCAUUCUUACAAGUUAUACUCUUAUUUGGAAGACCCUAAAGAAGGCUUAUGAAAUUCAGAAGAACAAACCAAGAAAAGAUGAUAUUUUCAAGAUAAUUAUGGCAAUUGUGCUUUUCUUUUUCUUUUCCUGGGUUCCCCACCAAAUAUUCACUUUUCUGGAUGUAUUGAUUCAGUUGGGCAUCAUACAUGACUGUAAAAUUUCAGAUAUUGUCGACACCGCCAUGCCCAUCACUAUUUGCUUAGCUUAUUUUAACAAUUGCCUGAAUCCUCUCUUUUAUGGCUUUCUGGGGAAAAAAUUUAAAAAACAUUUUCUCCAGCUUCUGAAAUACAUUCCCCCAAAGGCCAAAUCCCACUCAACCCUGUCCACAAAAAUGAGCACACUUUCCUACCGCCCCUCAGAAAAUGGAAGCUCAUCUACCAAGAAGCCUGUCCCGUGUAUUGAGGUUGAGUGACACACUUGAAACCUGUCUGUGAAGUCAUCUUGUUGAAGAUGGAGCAAGAGAAACAUUCCUCUACAACACUUCACUACCAAAUGAGCAUGAGCUACUUCUCAGAAUUAAGAAAGUCGAUUAUGUGUACUGAACUGACUUUUCUAAACAAAAGCUGAACAAAAGCUUCCCUCUCCCUUUGCAACUAAACAAAGCAAAGCCACAUUUUGCAUCAGAUAGACGACGUCCACUCAAAGAAUGAUGUCGGAAACUGGAUGAGUGUGUUGAUUUGGAAAAUUUUACUGGUAGAAAUGCCAUCUCCCCAGUCUGCUCUUGUUCCGUUAUUUUUGAUUUCCACAUAAAGGUACUUAGAAUAUGUUAAAACUUGAGAGGAGCAACAGGAGAUCAGAGCUCAAGAUUGCUCUGCCCAACUUCCAAAGGGCAGCAAAGCUUUUGUGCCUAUUUACCUAUUAGCAACUGGGGCCCACUUGUACCUGCUACUGCACACUUUAUACAAAGACUUGCUAAGCAGUAGUUGUCAGGUUGCAGAAGUUUAUGUGAAAUUCAACCAGUGUCUUAUAGAUUCACACUGCCAAAACAUGCCUGCUAAAUGGCUUAUUUGUAUAAUGAUGUUACUAAAGUCAUGUAUAAAAAUUAAACUACUUGUAAAGGUGUUAUUCUGGUCCCAGGUAGUAGUGUCUUCCUAGUCAUAUUAGUUUUAUUUCGUAUCUGAGAAGCAUAUGUAUUUUGUGGUAAAAAGAUUAUAUAUCAUAAAAUAUGCCUUACUAUUUUAAAAAGUAUAUAUUCUACCUAUAUAUGUGUAUCUCUAAACUGUUGUUAUUUUAUUAAAAUCUGGCAAAGUUAUAUUCACAUUAAAAUAA